AUUAUUUUUUUUUUUGGCAGAAGAAAGGGGUUGGGAGGGGGGGCGACCCGGCGUGGCUACUUUUUUUUGGGCGUGACCAUAGGGCCCCCAACAACUUUUCCAUUAUUUAUUGGGAGGCUAGGGCAUACCUCAUUCCUUGCUUCUCAUGCUAGCAUUGGCGACAAACAAUCGACCAUGGUCUUUGAUUGGUGUGCCGUUGCUUCAACCGCACUUCUGAUUUUUUGGGUUGAUUUGUAUUGUCCUUGAUCUUGGCUUGGGAGCAGUCACAGGCUUUCUUCUUGUUGGAUGUAUUGUGGAUGCAGGGGAUCUUUUUGUGGAGAUCGGUGGAAGAUGGGUUCAACAGCAAAGAAGGCCUCAGAGGUGGCAGCUCUGCUGGAUCUGAAGCCUCACCCAGAAGGGGGUUUCUACUCGGAGACUUUUAGGGACUCCUCCAUCACCCUCUUCAAGUCUCAACUCCCACCCCAGUACAAGAUUGAUCGUCCCGUGAGCACAGCUAUCUACUUCAUGCUGCCAACGGGAAGUGUGUCACACUUCCAUCGCAUACCUUGUGCUGAAACUUGGCACUUUUACCUGGGAGAGCCUCUCACGGUAUUUGAGUUACAUGAUGAUGGCCACAUCGAGUUCACUGUUCUCGGCCCAGAUCUAGAUGCUGGUCACCGACCGCAGUACACUGUGCCACCGAAUGUGUGGUUUGGAUCAUUUCCAACCUUGGAUGUUGAGUCCUUUGCAUCUGAUGGUAGUAUUCUUGUCAAAGCUCCGAAAAGGGACUCUGAGCUGCAUUAUUCUUUGGUUGGCUGCACCUGUGCCCCUGCCUUCCAGUUUGAGGAUUUUGAGUUAGCCACACAUUCUGAGCUGAAGGUCCUUGCUCCCAGUGCUGAACCAUUCCUCGACUACCUCAUCCUUCCCGUCUGAAGAGAAGUUUUACUUUUGAGUGGAUCCGUGAGCUUACUUUUAUCAGUCAGAUACAAUAAUCUAUAUGAGCUAUAAAUUGUGGCCACAGUUUAUUCCAAGAUGAAAUGGCUUUUGUCCUGUAGAAUAGAACUAAUAGAACUGGGUAUUGAGUGGCCACAGUGGCUUGACACUUUCUCCAUAAACUAUAUUCUUCUGCACAUUGAAGAGUUUUGAUCAAGAAUUUCUAGUAAAUAAAAUCUGGAUUUAAGUGGUUUAGAG
This is a messenger RNA of Elaeis guineensis (African oil palm), 1170 nucleotides long. RefSeq lists its product as uncharacterized. The record is from RefSeq and is a predicted model, not a curated record. Gene Ontology annotation, cellular component: intracellular anatomical structure. Lineage: Eukaryota; Viridiplantae; Streptophyta; Magnoliopsida; Arecales; Arecaceae.